AUGGAAUUCAUGCAAAAACAACCCCAAAAUACCCCCUUUUGUGAAGCUGAGUACCACAGAGCUCGCCUGACCGUGUCCUACUGCCGGAGCAGCGGCCCCGGCGGGCAGCACGUUAACAAAGUGAACAGCAAGGCAGAAGUUCGGUUCCACCUGGCGUCGGCAGACUGGAUUCCAGAAGCUGUGAGACAAAAAAUGGCAUCGAUGCACAGGAAUAAGAUAAACCGAGCUGGUGAGCUGAUUGUGAACUCUGAGGAGAGUCGCUACCAAAUGAGGAAUCUGGCGAUUUGUUUAGAAAAAAUCAGAGCCAUGGUCACGGAGGCGACCGAGAAGCCCAAGGUGGUGUCUAAGGAGACUACGCAGAAACUCAUAGAGAGGGUGGAAAAAAUGAACCGUGAACGACUACGGCAGAAAAAGAUACACUCAGAUAUAAAACAGAGCAGGAAGGCAGACUUUGACUGA
This is a messenger RNA of Nipponia nippon (crested ibis), 459 nucleotides long. The record is from RefSeq and is a predicted model, not a curated record. NCBI's taxonomy places the organism in Eukaryota, Metazoa, Chordata, Aves, Pelecaniformes, Threskiornithidae.